Molecule: messenger RNA, 1212 nt
Organism: Fonsecaea erecta
Lineage: Eukaryota; Fungi; Ascomycota; Eurotiomycetes; Chaetothyriales; Herpotrichiellaceae
Exons: 3
Coding region: 1-1212 (403 amino acids)
Biological process (GO): protein folding
Molecular function (GO): Hsp90 protein binding
Source: RefSeq, a predicted model, not a curated record
AUGGCGCGGGUAAAAGAACUUGCAGAUGACUUUGAUGAGCGAGUCAAUCCCAAUGAUGCGCUCAAAAAUCCACCUUCAAUCGAGGAGUUGUACGAUCAGCACAUCUCGGCUUCCGAUCCUCCACAAAGCCAGAUGUCUUCCAAAAGCUUCGAGGAGAUCGUGCAGGACAUGAGCAAAACCCCACUCUUCAUGAACAGUCUUGACGAAGCGACUAACGACGACGGCGAGAACAUAAUGCUCGAGGCCAUCAAAGCCCUGCAGCACGAGGGCACAAAGGCGGAGGUGGCACGGGGAUUCAAAGACCGCGGGAACGAAAUGGUCGCAGAGAAGAAAUGGAAGGAUGCCAAAGAGUUUUACACGAAAGGGAUCGCAGUCCUAGCAAACAAGGAUGAGGGACAAUGGGACAAGGCCGAGGAUCAAGCCGCGGAGGAGAAGCUCCGGAACCUGAUUAACGAACAAUUAUACGUCAACCGAGCUCUCUGCAAUCUAGAGCUGAAAAACUAUCGAUCGACCACACUAGACAGUGCAGCUACCCUUCGAAUCAACCCCUCAAACAUCAAAGCGCAUUACAGGUCGGCCUCCGCCUUGCUCGCCCUCGAUAAAGUUCUCGAAGCGCUGGAUGUCGCAUCCCGGGGGUUCAAACUCGAUCCGAAUAACCUAGUUCUGAAGAGAUUGCUGGAACAGAUCAGAGGCAGAAUGAAAGUAAAAGAGGCACAAGACCGCCGGCGCUUGGCAGAGUUGAGAAGGAAACAACAGGAGAAGAACGCGUUAGAGGCGGCCUUGAAGGCAAGAAAGAUCAUCGUCCGUGGUUCUAAACAGCCUCCCAACUUGGAAGACGCGACGAUUCGGUUGUCGCCAGACCCUCUAUCGCCCACCAGUCUGCUUGAAUUCCCGGUGAUGUUGCUCUAUCCGAUGCACAACCAGACAGACCUGAUCAAAGCAUGGGCUGAGAAAGAUGCCAUCACUCAUCAUCUGAGCUACAUUCUGCCCUUGCCGUGGGACAGUAAGAGCGAAUACAAGCUGUCGACAGUAGAGUGUUAUAUGGACACCAUUAAUGGCGGGCUGAUGAAGGUUGGGAAGAAGCUGACUCUACUGGAAGCGCUCUCCAACGGGAAGACAGAAGUGGUGGAUGGGCUGGUCAGGAUUUACGUAGUGCCUAUGUCAUUGGCACCUCAAUGGAUAGAAGAGAUGAAGAAAAAAAGGGGCAAAUAG